This is a messenger RNA of Hypoxylon fragiforme, 3826 nucleotides long. RefSeq names its product Dos2-interacting transcription regulator of RNA-Pol-II-domain-containing protein. Gene Ontology annotation, cellular component: cytosolic [4Fe-4S] assembly targeting complex. The record is from RefSeq and is a predicted model, not a curated record. Gene Ontology annotation, biological process: iron-sulfur cluster assembly. The transcript is spliced from 3 exons. The coding region runs from base 218 to 3808 and encodes 1196 amino acids. Lineage: Eukaryota; Fungi; Ascomycota; Sordariomycetes; Xylariales; Hypoxylaceae.
GUGCAUCUAUGAAGGGUGCACUUCAAGGUUACAUACCUAUAUACCAACUUGAUGUACAUUAUUUCACUUUCACUUUCGCAUUCUCAUUCCUAUUCUACCACAACCAACUUACAUACCAUUACCGUCUGACUCAAUUCCUAAUUUUAGAGUGCAUAUUUGAAGGGCGGUUCGUCCAUAACUGCAUAUUCGACCAAAGUCGAAUAAGUCAAGUGUGAAAAUGGCGACCCCCAAGUUCCAAGAUCUUGCCCUGCAGUAUGUCCUCGCAGAUGAAAGUGACCAAGCGCAGGCUAUAGCAGAAAAGGCGGCUGCAGCUAUCGAAGAGGCUACCAACAGUCGAGUAACUGUCGGCCAGUGGGUCGCAUCUAUAAACCAAUGGAUUCAACCAUCUGACGAUGAGAACCUCAUUUCGCGUGCCAAGGCAUUGGAUUUCCUAGCAAGCACCCUCGUCGUACUCAACCAGAGGAACGUCUCACUGAAAAAUGACCAAGUGAAGCUCUUGGUCACUUUCUUCGGUUCACUCUUCUCGAGCGAUCACCGCGCCGGUGUCGCAGCCUCUACUAAAGCUUUGAGGCAGUUGGUUGGCAUGAAGUCAUUCCAGCCUACCUUGGGAGAUGAUAUAAUCGCAAAUGUCUGCAAGCUCGGCGACGACUUCAAACUACAGACCCCAGCAACCCGCCUUGAGCUGUACGAGUUAUUCCUUGGCCUCAUCCUGGAUCCUGCUGUGGUCAAAGAUCUUGAAAAUCGCCAUGGGGAUACCUGCGCAUUCAUGACCAAUUUCCUAGAUUUAUGCAGGAACGAGCGAGAUCCUCAAAAUUUGUUGAAGUGGUUUACGGCCUUGAAGACAUUUCUACAAAAUUUCUCACCCUCCGAAAAUGUCACAUUAGACAUCUUCAAGGCCUUCUCGGCUUAUUUCCCUAUCUCCCUGCGAGCCUCGGCUUCCCCAUCAGGCAUCACAGCUGAUGAUCUGAAGGGCGCUGUGCGUUCCUGUUUCGCUGCCCACUAUCGGCUUGCCAGUCAUGCAAUCCCAUAUCUCAUCAACAAGCUUGAUCAGGGCGAUGCUGUUACGGUCGCCGUCAAGGUCGAUAUCUUACAGACACUUAAUGCAUGCCUGGUACAAUAUGAACAUCCUCAGCAAAGUGUUGUUCCAUAUGUUGAUCAAAUAUGGAGCUCACUCAAGUAUGAGGUCCGAAAUGGUGAAAUCUCCGACAUUAUCAAGGCAACCCUUAAAGUCAUAGCAUCUCUAACAGCGCGACUUGAAGUGAACGAACUACGUUCUUUCAUAGCUAACGCAUGGAGGGACCUAUUUGAAGACAUAUCUAGUCCAACAUAUACAGCUCAGGCCGGCCGAUUGUUAGUUGCCAUGGCCGGAGCUAGUAUUCAGUCUUUUGCGUCUAUCACUUCGCAAGCUGUACCUCAUAUUCAAACUACUCUCAAGCAUGCCCAGUCCGCAUCCCACAAGCAAGACCUUGUGGCCUUAUUGAACUCCAUUCUCGCUAUACGAUCGCACCUAGCCAGCACUUUAAAGGGUGAUGAAAUUAUCGAUAAUAGUUCGAGUUUACUAAGGGACGAGCUCUUUGGCGAUACUCUAUUCUAUGAGGUCUAUGCUCCUCUGUGGGAAGAGAAUUCGGGCGACCAGGUGACAACAGAACAAGCUGGCGUACUCAAGAAAGUCAUGGAAGGACUUGCAACUCUCGUGGGCCAACAGUCUAGUGGCACAGGUCCUCACCAAUUAUGUUCAGCUUCGACUUGUGAGCAGAUAUUUGGCUGGCUAGCAGGCCCAGCUGUCAUCCAUCCCUUAGAAGGGAGGCAAGUGAAUUCAGCAAACUCCGACAGUGAUGCGGACAUGGGUAUCCGUGAUGCUGCAGUUGCAGCAUUGAAAGAAGCAGUGCCCUUAUACCCCACUGCAUUUCAGUUCUUACUUCAACAGUUCCUUUCAUCCCUCCAGGUAACCUACCAGCGUCAGCUUAUUCUACAUGACUUCCCUUCAGAAAUUCAACUUGUUGCAAGCACUCUGAGUGAAAUCAGUUGCUCAAAUAAGGCCGGCACAUCGCCAGCACUGUUGAAUCACAUCACUCUGAUUAACACUUUGCUCCAAGGGUUAUUGCGGAUGAUAUGGGGACAAGCAUCACCAGAAAUUUGGACGGCAUUGGUAUGUUCCAUCCACCUUGUCGUUGUAGAAUCGAUGAAAUCUCUAUCGACGCAGGAAUUCAAGUCACCGGGCAUUACCAAGGUAUGGUACAUGCAAUUCAGUCAUGCUAUUGAGAAUGCCGGUGCUCCUCGGCUUGAUCUGAAUGAGCCGGGAAACAUUGAUGGGAUAAUCAAGGCGUUGCAGGUGCGGGAAACUGAAGAAGGCAGCAGUCGCAGACAAUUGCUGGCAUACUCCUUUUCCGUAGUGAAACAGCUAUAUCGUCGUUUCACUGUAGUCAAUUCGCAGACUGCCAAUGAUGAGAACAGAUUUCAAUCUCGUACAGAACUCGGCAAGGAUUUCGGCAGAGGAAAAAAUACCGUUCCAAAUGAGGACUAUUUUCUCCAUCAACUUGCCUCAUUUGCUACAUCAGUAGUUCGAGAAUUAAGCGUGGACGAACAGAAGGCUUUGGAACUGGGAAAACACGCGUUUUCUCUAUUCCAUGAUAGUGAUGCUGCACGCACAGAUCAUGAAAACGAAUCCCCCGUUGAAUUAUCUGGAGUGAGCCGAAUGGACGACUUCCGAACAGCACCAUUAACGAUGGGCAUUCUACAGGGUCUUUAUCCCGGCUUGAUGAGUACACAGCAACAUAUGAACGCACUGAGGGAUUUGUGCAAUAUCCUAACUUCCACCACGGCUACACGUACAUCUCCACUCAUACCUACAAAUAUGACCAGAGCCGCGUUAGACAACAUGUUAGCCAUAUUGUCAAAUAGACUCCGAGUCGCAAAUCAAGAAGAAGCCGAGGUCAAACUGCAAGCUCAAGAUGAUUUGAUGACCGCCUUGACCAAUCUGUUUGCAUUGACUUCCGAAUCUACAGAAUCAUCAACGGAGAUCUACACUGCCACUUCCAUCUUCCGCAGCAUCCUUCAUUUCUUAGCCGGGGAUGUGGCGCGAUUCCGGGCCCAACCAGACGAGCACAAUCAACUACUGAAAAUGGUUUGCGAUCAGGUCCCUUCAGAGCGGACGAUGGGUCGUCAGCUGGCCAGGUAUUUUGAGGUUCUAGUGAGCUCGAAAGGGUGUCUAAAGAAGGAAAACCAUGCCAUUCAGAAAAUGCUAAGUGGCGAGUGGCUGUAUUUCAGAGCUGUCCAACCCUACUUUGAGGAGUGCUUUCCCAAUUCGAAAGUUACGGAGAGCCAGGCCACUAAUCGUGCUGUGGCCAUCUUUGCGAUCUUGAAGCACUUGAAAGGUCCGCAGUACUUCAGUGGUAUCGAGCAGAUCGUGCGGGUCGGCAUCCGCUCGCUGUCGACUUUUGAGAUAGGAGCAGAGAUGGAGUCUUGCCUGGCUGUGCUCUUGCACAUCCUCGAAGAGAAGCCAGGUGUACUGCAAGAGCACCUUGCGGGACUAAUCUCGGGUAUGAUCAAAGUUUACGAGACGGCUAGAAAGACGCCCAAGGCUACGGGAGCCACGGCGGGAUACGAGAGCGAAGGCAAAGCACGUGUGCUGUGCCGGAAGUACGCGUUGGAGUUCUUCCAGAAGCUGCCGUCUUCGUACGAGACGCAGUACAUCGUGCUGCAUCGCAAAAAGCUGCUACGCCCCCUAUCGGCAGCCUGUGGUGACCCAGUCAGAGCGAUCCGACGAACAGCGUUGCUAGCUAGGAAGGCCUGGGAUACGCUUGCCUGAGUGGUAGUUUAACUAUCA